GCGAGGGCGGAGCAGGGCCCGAGCGCCAGCCCGAGCAGCCGGGGCGCCGCCGCGGGGAUGCCCGCGCCCGCCGCCGCGCCCUGAGCGUCUUUGUCUGCCGCCCGCGCCGCCCGCCGCUCCCGUGGCCUCGCGGGCUCGCGCCGCGGCCGGGGGCGCGCCCCUGAAGAUGGAGCCGGGGCGGCCGACGCCCCCAGCCCCGCGGUCCCCGGACCCCGCGGCCUGCGCCGAUGCAGCGCCGGGCCUGAGCGCCGGGCGGGACCCGGGGCCGGAGCGGCGGCCGGAGCGCGCGGGCCAGGACGUGCGCCCCGAGAGCGGCCAUGCGCCCGCCCCGGGCCCGGGGGCCUCCUGCUUCUUUCCAGACCAGGACCUCGACCUGGACCCGGAUCUGGACCCUGGCCCUGACCCCGACCUGGACCCCGGCCCCGACCCCGACAGGCAGCUGCCGGAGCUCGGCCCUCUCUUCUCCUGGACUCAAGAGCCAGAGGACUGCGGCCCCCCAAGUUGCUCGCAGAGCGCGGCUGCCCGCGUGCAGGAUUGCAGCCACGGCCACCACCGGAGGGGCGACACUGGCCUCUUCCCGUCCUUCCCGUCGCCCUCGGAGGGCGAGUUGGGGCUGGAGGGGCCCGGGGACCCAGACCGGCCCUCGGACUUGAGCCAGACCCACCCCCUGUCGAGCGAGCCCGCGGGCUGUCCGGAGGAUGGCCCCCGCUUGCGGGCCGUGUUCGAGGCCCUGGACGGGGACGGGGACGGCUUCGUCCGCAUCGAGGACUUCGUCCAGUUCGCCACGGUCUACGGGGCAGAGCAGGUGAAGGACUUAACGAAAUACUUGGAUCCCAGUGGCCUCGGCGUGAUCAGUUUUGAAGACUUCUACCGAGGGAUCACGGCGAUCAGAAACGGAGGUUCCGAUGGCCAGCUCUGCGUGGCGCCUGCCCAGGACGAGGAGCCGCCAGCCUGCCCCGACGAGUUUGACGACUUUGUUACCUUUGAGGCCAACGAGGUGACGGACAGCGCGUACAUGGGCUCCGAGAGCACCUACAGCGAGUGCGAGACCUUCACUGACGAGGACACGAGCACCCUGGUGCAUCCCGAGCUGCAGCCCGAAGGGGACACGGACAGCGCAGGCGGCUCGGCUGUGCCCUCCGAGUGCCUGGACGCCAUGGAGGAGCCUGGCCACGGCGCCCUGCUGCUGUUCCCGGGCAGAUCCCACCUGCACAGCCAGUCCAUCGUCACGGUGAUAGGUGGUGAGGAGCAUUUUGAGGACUAUGGCGAGGGCAGUGAGGGGGAGUUGUCUCCGGAGACCCUCUGCAACGGGGAAUAUGACUGCAGGGAGCCCGCCUUUCUCACCCCCCGCACCGACCCGCUUGCCGCAAAGCUGCACAGCAUCCUCACUGAUGAGGCUUUUGAGUUUUACUGUAGCCAGUGCCACAAACAAAUCAACCGCCUCGAGGACCUCUCUGCUCGCCUGAAUGAUCUUGAAAAGAAUAGUCCAGCGAAGCGGCUCUCCAGCAAGAAGGUGGCAAGGCACCUGCACCAGUCGGGAGCCCUGACCAUGGAGGCCCUGCAGGACCCUCCCCCAGACCCCAUGGAGGGCAUGGAAGAGGACAUUGCUGACAAGGUUGUCUUCCUGGAGAAGCGGGUGUCAGAGCUGGAGAAGGACACAGUUGCCAACGGGGAGCAGCACAGCCGGCUGAGGCAGGAGAACCUCCAGCUGGUGCACAGAGCCAAUGCCCUUGAGGAGCAGCUGAAGGAGCAGGAGCUGAGAGCCUGCGAGAUGGUCCUGGAGGAGACGCGGAGGCAGAAGGACCUCCUGUGCAAGAUGGAGAGAGAGAAGAGCAUCGAGAUCGAGAACCUGCAGGCCAGGCUGCAGCAGCUGGAUGAGGAGAACAGCGAGCUGAGGUCCUGCACACCCUGUCUGAAGGCCAACAUCGAACGCCUGGAGGAGGAGAAGCAAAAGCUGCUGGAUGAGAUAGAGGAGUUGUCGCUGCGGCUCAGCGACGAGCAGGAGAACAGGAGGAAGCUGGGGGACAGGCUGAGUCACGAGAGGCACCAGUUCCAGAGGGACAAGGAGGCGACCCAGGAGCUGAUCGAGGAUCUGCGCAAGCAGCUGGAGCACCUGCAGCUCUUCAAGCUGGAGGCAGAGCAGAGGCGGGGCCGCAGCAGCAGCACAGGCCUGCAGGAGUAUCACAGCCGCACGCGGGAGAGUGAGCUGGAGCAGGAGGUCCGCCGGCUGAAGCAGGACAACCGUAACCUGAAGGAGCAGAAUGACGAGCUCAAUGGGCAGAUCAUAAACCUGAGCAUCCAGGGCGCCAAGAACCUCUUCUCCACGUCCUUCUCUGAGUCCCUGGCUGCAGAGAUCAGCUCGGUCUCCCGUGACGAGCUCAUGGAGGCUAUUCAGAAGCAGGAGGAGAUCAACUUUCGCCUGCAGGACUACAUUGACAGGAUCAUCGUGGCCAUCAUGGAGACCAACCCGUCUAUCCUGGAGGUCAAGUAGAGGCAGGAGGGCCAGCCUAGGCUGGAUUCGGGACUCCACCAACACCCCGGAGACGGCCCCAGCACACACGGCUGAGACCGACAGGCCCCACGCAGACCCAGCCCAGAGCACGCAGCUGGGCUGGGGCACAGAGAUGGGUCUGCAGAAGGGGCCCGGGGACUGGAGCCCACAGCAGGUGUGGGCGGGUGGGGCCUGCUCUCGGCUCUCGCCUUCCGCUGCCCCCUCCUCUCUGUGCAGAGAUGUGGGGUACGGUUUCUCAGGCUGCGGUGAGCUCCCUCCCUUGUGGCAGACCCUCCCGCUGUCCCACCCUGUCAGGGAAGAAAGGAAGCAAACGGGUCCCCACGGGGCUGCUGCCACCUACACACAGGCACCCUGACCUGGUGCCGCCUGAGCCUCGGCCAUACUUGGAUGGUGUAGAGGCCCCAGCACCUUGCUCCAGACGUGGUGGUGUGGGAAGCACAGGUGGGCGAGGUCAGUGCACGUCAGGGUCUGGCCGGGAGCUGCAGGACCCCCGGCUUUCCUGGGGCCGUGUCUCACUGGCACUGAUCUGUGUCUCCGUGAGCUGCUCAGGCCAUCACCCAGCCAGAAGGGGCACCUAUGUCCAGCGUGAGGUCCAGGGGUCUCUAGGCCACAUGUCUGUUCCCACAGUCAGACCCCUGCUGCACUGAUCCUCAGGGGCUGACUCUCUUGUGGGGGCUGGGGCAGGAGUCCCCACUGUGAAAUCAGGACUUGAGAGUAACUGUGUGGAGCGCGCUGUGUGGACGGGUGCAUGUUACUGGCCCCCUCUCGGGGUGCAGGCAAGGCCUGGCGAGGUGCUGCCGCCCCAUGGGUGUGGCCUUCCUGGCCUCCUGGAGUCCUCCCCUCCCUGGAGAGAUCUGGGUUUCCGAGGCCAGAGUCCAAUGUCUGGAAGCACGUUUCCUUUGGGUGUUGGCAGUCAUGAGAAGUCGUCGUCCUUCCUUGAGGUGCAUUUUGCGAGAGGCAGGGCAGGGCAGGCUCUCCAAGUGCACAGAUCAAGAACAGAGAACAAGGCCUUCCCGCGGUGUGGGACUCCUUUGGGGAAGCCCUGCCCAGCGCCUGCACCACAGGAGCAGCAGUGCCUCCUCCACAGCUGCUGGGCCUGCCCCCUGAGCCUGAGCACGGCCAGGCGCCUCCGGGUGCUCUGGGUGGGCCGAGACCCCGCACACAGACUGGCUACUGCUGCGUGCGGGUCGUGUGUGUGUGCGUGAGUGAGCGCGUGUGUGCAGGCGUGUGUGGCCCACCUUCUACACCAAGAUGUAAGACAUUGCCUCGGAUUGUACAUUUUGGGGAAAGCCUGGGGUGUAAAUCAGUGUAAACUUGAGGAGAGAUUUUUCUAUAAUGUAGAGUAGGUAUUUUUUAUAGAUUGAAGGUUGAUCAAUUUUUUAAUACUUCCAAGAGAGAAAACUAUCGGUGUAUACACAUGAAAUAUAUAUAUAUGUCUGAUCAUAAAUCGCAAGACUUUGCUUUCCGCACCCAGCCUGCCCUGACAGCCGGGGCUGUCUCUGCGUCCCUCGGGGUGCGUUGUUGUG
Molecule: messenger RNA, 4038 nt
Organism: Diceros bicornis minor
Lineage: Eukaryota; Metazoa; Chordata; Mammalia; Perissodactyla; Rhinocerotidae
Gene: RAB11FIP3
Product: RAB11 family interacting protein 3
Exons: 15
Coding region: 167-2491 (774 amino acids)
Biological process (GO): regulation of cytokinesis; endocytic recycling
Cellular component (GO): endocytic vesicle; cleavage furrow; midbody
Molecular function (GO): calcium ion binding
Source: RefSeq, a predicted model, not a curated record